Thalassophryne amazonica is the source of this 1796-nucleotide messenger RNA. It is a transcript of the gene thumpd1, whose product is annotated as THUMP domain containing 1. Gene Ontology annotation, biological process: tRNA modification. The record is from RefSeq and is a predicted model, not a curated record. The coding region runs from base 112 to 1041 and encodes 309 amino acids. Gene Ontology annotation, molecular function: RNA binding. NCBI's taxonomy places the organism in Eukaryota, Metazoa, Chordata, Actinopteri, Batrachoidiformes, Batrachoididae. The transcript has 5 exons.
GCAAUUCAAUCCGAGGGAAUAAGAAUUACGUCGCAGUUUAGCUAUAGCACGAUUAUCAUUACUGCUCACUGUUGUCAGUUAACUCUCUGGAAUUGAGUUUUAUUUGUUAAGAUGUCUGGCGGACCGAAUGAGUCGAAGAAGCGGAAGAAGAAGCGCUAUGCGGGCGCUCAGCACAGUAAACGCUGGAAGGGCAGCAGAGAGCUGGAGGUGGGCAUGCAGGGCGUCCUCAUCUCCUGCAACAUGAACGAGAGGAAAGCCACCGCCGAGGCCUACAACCUGCUCGGAGAAUACGCAGACAAACUCUACGGGCCCGAGAAGUUGCAAAAUAAAGACGGGAGCAGCAGUGAAGAAAAUGAGUCUGGAGAAGAUGAAGAUGUUGAUGUGGCCUUGAAGAAGGAAGUGGCACAGAUGAAAGCAUCUGGAGUUAAACAGGAGAGGCGAUUCCAGGCUUUGGACAGUGGUGCAAACAACGUCAUUUUUAUCAGAACGCAAAAUCUGGAAGCGGACAAACUGGUGCAUCACAUCUUGUCUGAUCUUCACACAACGAAGAAGAAAAAGACCCGCGUGGUUCUUCGAAUGCUGCCGGUAACAGGAACAUGUAAAGCCUUUCCAGAAGACAUGAUGAAGUAUCUGACCGCUUUCCUGGAGCCUUGGUUCAAAACCCCAAAUUGUGCUACAUAUCAGAUAGUUUUCAAAGCACGAAACAGCAGCCACAACAACAGAGAAGAAGCCAUCAAAUCGAUAGCAGGUCUUGUGGGGCAGAUGAACCCUAAGAACAAGGUGGACUUGACCAACCCGGAACUCACCAUCAUCGUGGAGAUCAUCAAGGCUGUGUGUUGCGUUAGUGUGGUGAAAGACUUUAAUCACUUCAGAAAGUACAACGUGCAGGAGGUGGUGAAAGAGAACGCACCCAAGCCAGCUGUGAUUGCGGCAAAAAUGAAUACGCAAGUGACUGAGCAGACUGAGAAAUGUGACGAGUCGAUGGGCAAGAACUGUAACGAGGAAAAAGUGUCACAGAACAGUGAGAAUACGGGCAAUUAAGACAUGCUGUUUAGAGAGUUCAAGUGCCAGCUGAUGAGUCAGUUUAGUUUUAUACAGUUUAGCUUGUGUUGCAGCAGAAACCACAAAGCACAGUGAUCAUGUAAAGUUACAGUGUGCGGGGAUUUAGGGGGAUUUUAUGAGCAGAAAUAGAAUCUAGCAUUCAUAACCAUCUGGUAAUUGGUGUAUGAGUAAUUUGUUACGUGUAACAGUGCAAGUAAGUUCAUUGUAUUUUCAUGAAGUUAGAAUGAGCCCUUCCUAUCUACAUGACAGCUUGAUGCCAUUAUGUUGUUACUGUAGCACAAAAGGGACGUUUAGUCCAGCUUUUGCAUUUUCCAGCAAGGCUUAAAGCCUUAAGACUACACAGGGUACUGGUUGGCAGUGCAAGCUAACAGUAAUGAGAACCCUCAUCAUGAAAUGUACCACCAUUUCUCAUACGAGAACACAAGGGAGCAUAGAUGCAAAAAUGUGAAAUCCUGACAAAAAUGCAGCUAGUAACCUCACCACUAGACAACAUUGAAUCUGUCGCACUGUAGCUUCAAACAGGAUCUUAACAUUUGGAUUUGUGUUCCUAUUUGUCCCUUUCUGUUAAAUGUGUUCUUUUCUUAUUCACCAGGUGGCGUUAGUCCCCCUUAUACAGAGUGAACAUCAGUGUAAAUGGUCCAGUAAUUAAUUUCACAUUUGGAGUGAAAUUUGUCCUUUAGUUUCUUUUUGUAAAUUCGUUGCAUUCUGCUGCUGUUCAAAUAAACUUUCAGCUG